Molecule: messenger RNA, 1601 nt
Organism: Cucurbita maxima (winter squash)
Lineage: Eukaryota; Viridiplantae; Streptophyta; Magnoliopsida; Cucurbitales; Cucurbitaceae
Product: fatty alcohol:caffeoyl-CoA acyltransferase-like
Exons: 2
Coding region: 75-1409 (444 amino acids)
Molecular function (GO): acyltransferase activity, transferring groups other than amino-acyl groups
Source: RefSeq, a predicted model, not a curated record
UUUGGCACCCAACACCAUAAAAGCCCUCGACAUCUCCAUUUAUUGCCUUCCAAAAAACCCAAACCAGGAUAUCAAUGGCAGAGGGCCUCGUAAUAAAACAUGAGCAACUCCCAAAGUGCGAGUAUCGAAACGACCCCGUUUUGAUUAAACCAAUCAGCGAAACUCCGAAGCACAUUCUUCCACUUUCCGAUGUGGACGAUCAAGCAUUCCUGAGAUUUUCGAUAAAGUGUGUUUUGGUCUUCAGAGGAUCGAUGGAAGCAGAAUGGUUGAAACGCGGUCUUUCGAGAGUUCUAGUGGAUUAUUAUCCUCUGGCUGGGCGGCUUAGGACUUGUCCCCAACACCUUCACAAGCUUCAAGUUGAUUGCAAUGGAGAGGGCGCCUUGUUUGCUGAAGCCUUCUUGGACGUCCACUCUCACCAUUUUCUCUCGUUUACUUCCAAUCCAGACGCCUCUUGGUCAACCCUUUUGUAUAAGCCUAAGGUUGAUGCCCUAAAUUUCGCCCAACUCCCUCCUCUCCUUCUUCAGGUUACAUAUCUCCGGUGUGGAGGUAUGAUUCUAAGCACGGCAAUCCACCACUGUUUAUGUGACGGCAUCGGAACGUCUCAAUUUCUGCAUGCCUGGGCCCACAUAACUUCCCAAUCAAAUCUCUCCCCUCCACUAACCCCACCGUUCCACAGCCGCCACGUGUUAUCUCACCGAGGCCCCACCAGAAUCCACUGCGCUCACCCUCAGUAUACCAAAACCCCACGCGCCAACUGGAACGUCGACAUCACCAAAUCCCUCCAAUCUCAGCCGUUGAUUCCUUCUUCCUCGAUCUUCACCACUUCUCAAAUCCUCCGUCUCAAACCGUCGUUCAACUGCACCACAUUCGAAACCCUUGCUUCGCACACGUGGCGCUCUUGGAUUCGUUCGCUCGACCUCCCUCCUUCGCUCCACGUCAAGCUCCUUUUCCCUGUAAAUAUCCGCAACAAACUUGUCCCCAAAAUCCCUAAAGGCUAUUACGGAAACGCCUUUGUUCUUGGAUGCGCUGAAUCUUCUGUUAACGAAUUGACCGUCGCAGAGGACUUAAACGGCGUCGUUCGCUUGGUGCAGAACGCGAAAUCGAUCAUCGAUGACGAUUACAUCAAGUCGACGAUCGUUCAGCUGGAGGACAAAAGCCUCCAAACCGACUUGUCGGCCAGUUUAGUGAUAUCGGACUGGUCGAAAUUGGGUUUACAGGACUUGGAUUUUGGGCUUGGGAAGCCUCUUGUAAUGAGCCCUUUGUCCAGCGAUGUCUUCUGCUUGUUUCUGCCGGUGAUCGGAGAUGUUAAGGCCGUGAGAGUGCUCGUGGCGGUUCCGGUGGAUGUGGUUGAGAAGUUUGAGUAUUACAUGACCAGAGAGUACUUUUCCGAUGGAGAAACGAACGUUUGAAAGCAGGCCCACAUCCUCGGCCCAAAUAAGAUACAAAAUGGGCCUUACAGUGCUGGUCUGACCUUCCCAGUAGGCCCAAAAAACAAUUUGUACGGCAAUAAUUACCGCCGUAAAAUUAUUGAGUUGUUCUUUUUACCACGUCCAAUUAUCAGUUGUUCAAGAAGUAGGAAUCUCAUUGUAAUUUUUUCCCCA